AUGAGACAUUUUGAGGCGAGAUCAUGGGUGGCUGAGAGGCUAGGAGUUGCUACGGUCUACUUCCCAUCCAGAUACAGAGGUUUAUGCGUAGGCACGCUCCUCUCCCGUACUCUGGUCAUAACAGCCGCUGUGUGUGUCACAAACCCAGCCACACAUAUACACGACUAUCGACCUAUUAACGUUGUCACAGGCGCUUCUUACCGACAUCCCAGACGAGGCAUUAGAGUUCAGGUUACUAAAGUAUUAAUGCCGACAUGUAUAAAUGAUACGGCGACAAUCGGUUAUACCGUACAACAAUCACCAGCUCUAUUAAUACUUAUGAGGAAAGUUCCAGACAUCUUGGUUGAAAUACCGUUGCGACCAAUAGACAUCGAUUUCAAAGGAGACCAAGCAUUAUCUCUGCAUGAGGAGUGUAUGACGGCUGGAUGGCAUUUCUUUUAUAAGGGGGAUAAAAUAUACUCUGCUAACAAAUUCUUACUACAAAGGAACGCUCGGGCACAAUUUUUGAAUAUUGCAAAGAAGAGCAUUUGGUGUGAAACGUUGACACUAAAGUUUCAAAAAGCUCUUACAAAUAUUGGCUACAAAGGAUUCUUUGAUAAGUCCUAUUCUGUGUGCGUGAGAGAUCCGGAUAGGGGUGCACAGCCAUGCCAUGGUAUGUAUGGGGCACCCCUCAUAUGCAGUGGGAAGAUAGUGGGCAUGAUGAUGGCACCCGACGGCCAAUGGUCGAACUGCACUGGAUAUAGCAAUCUCUUCCAUUUGUUUAACUCGGAGCAUAUUAUGAAAUUCAUGACUUGUGCAAGCAGCCUUUUCGCACCGGAGUUUGAAUUAUCGUGGGAAGGACUAAAAGCAUCACUGUACGACGAUCUGAAAGAUCAAGAAUAUGACUACAUUCCGUCCUUAUACGAUAAGGUGUUAGGGGAGUCUAGUAGUAGCUCCAGUGAAGGCACGUAA
Zerene cesonia (dogface butterfly) is the source of this 951-nucleotide messenger RNA. RefSeq lists its product as uncharacterized. The transcript is spliced from 7 exons. Gene Ontology annotation, molecular function: serine-type endopeptidase activity. Gene Ontology annotation, biological process: proteolysis. The record is from RefSeq and is a predicted model, not a curated record. NCBI's taxonomy places the organism in Eukaryota, Metazoa, Arthropoda, Insecta, Lepidoptera, Pieridae. Bases 1 to 951 code for a protein of 316 amino acids.